UUUUAAUAACUAAGAAAAAAUCCAACUUAUCUUUAAAAUUACUUUUCUAUUUCUCACCAUUCAGCUAAUAUCAUCUGGCAUUGUUAUUAACGUUGUGAUGGGCCUCACAAAUGAUGAAACGGUCGGUUCUUUGAUGAACGUUCUAACGGACGGCUCUUGUAUAAUAAAUCGUAGUCAGCAGGUUUGAGUCCCUCGACUCAAUAAUAAAUCGUACUUUUACCGCCAACGUUUUAGAAGUUUGGCUAUUUUUCACAAUGAGAUACAUUAAUAGUGUGUCCUACUGGUUACUGGUUCAACCCUAAUUUAAAAAAAACUUGUUUACUGUACUAUUAUAUGAUCAUUUAAGUAACUAAAGUUAGAUGAUUGAAAGAUAAAGAGAAAGAGACAAGUUGUAUGAAAUAGAACGAAAAAUGUAUAUAAAUAAUAAAAGGAAUAAAAACAAAGGUUUUGAUUUGACACACUAAUAAAGACAAAGUAUUUUAAAAAACGAAAUAAAUACACACAAACACUGAUUAGUAUUCCCUACGCCUAAGCUUCUCUCACACACCUAUAAAUAUCACUCUUUUCUUCUCCACUUAAUUAGACAGCCACUACAAAAAUAAGCCUCUUAACGUUAGUAAUUUAUAUAUAUCUUAAAAGAAACCUGUAAAGGAUCUUUCAUUUCCACUAGUAUAUCUAUACAUAUACAUAAAUGGCAAUGGAGUGCAUCGCAACUCUCCCUCAAAGAUUCAAUGAAAACAAAACCAAAGAGGAUCCUUCUAACUUCGAUGCAAAUCUCCUGAAUCAGCAGUCAAACCACAUACCUCAACAGUUCGUAUGGCCUGACCACGAGAAACCUACCGAUGAUGUUCAACCUCUCCAAGUCCCUCUAAUAGACCUCGCUGGUUUCCUCUCCGGCGACUCGGUCUUGGUCUCGGAGGCUACUAGACUCGUCUCUGAGGCAUCAAAGAAACAUGGCUUCUUCCUAGUCACUAACCAUGGCAUUGAUGAGACUCUCUUGUCUCGUGCCUAUCUGUUUAUGGACUCUUUCUUUAAGGCUCCGGCUUGUGAGAAACAGAAGGCUCAGAGGACGUGGGGCGAGAGCUCUGGUUACGCUAGUAGCUUUGUCGAGAGAUUCUCGUCCAAGCUCCCGUGGAAGGAAACGCUGUCGUUUAAGUUCUCUCCCGUGGAGAAGUGCCAUUCCCAAACCGUUAAAGACUUUGUGUCUGAGAAAAUGGGAUAUGGAUACGAAGAGUUAGGGAAGGUAUAUCAAGAAUACGCGGAGGCCAUGAACAUUCUGUCACUAAAGAUCAUGGAGCUUCUUGGAAUGAGUCUUGGGAUCGAGAGAAGACAUUUUAGAGAGUUUUUCGAAGACAACGAGUCGAUAUUAAGGUUGAAUUACUACCCACAAUGCAAGCAACCGGAUCUUGCAUUAGGGACAGGACCUCACUGCGAUCCAACAUCGCUAACCAUACUUCAUCAAGACCAAGUCGGUGGUCUUCAAGUUUUCGUGGACAACAAAUGGCAAUCCAUUCCUCCAAACCCUAAAGCAGUCGUGGUGAACAUAGGCGACACUUUCAUGGCUCUAACGAAUGGAAGGUACAAGAGUUGUUUGCAUCGUGCGGUGGUGAAUAGCGAGAGUGAAAGGAAGUCAUUUGCAUUUUUCCUAUGUCCUAAAGGAGAUAAAGUGCUAAAGCCACCAGAAGAACUAGCAGGAGUGAUCUCUGAAAGAGAGUAUCCAGAUUUUACAUGGUCUACGUUUCUUGAGUUCACACAAGAACAUUAUAGAGCAGACAUGAACACUCUUGAAGAGUUUUCAAAUUGGCUUAAGAACAGAAGAAGUUUCUAAAAAUGAGGAGACAAUGAUGUGACCCAGAAGUUGAACUUGUAGUUGGGGUUUUAAAGAAACAAGUGAGAUGAGAUGUUCAAAACUAGUUGAGGAGCCUUUUUAUUUUUGUUUUAUCAAUUAUUUUGUUUUGCUGAAAGAUAAAUUUAGCAAAUAAAUAUAUGUUCUCCAUCCGACUCAAUUAUGAUAUUUGGUUCGUAAAUAAUAUAUUUUUUUAAUAUC
Molecule: messenger RNA, 2047 nt
Organism: Brassica napus (rape)
Lineage: Eukaryota; Viridiplantae; Streptophyta; Magnoliopsida; Brassicales; Brassicaceae
Product: gibberellin 20 oxidase 3
Exons: 3
Coding region: 692-1828 (378 amino acids)
Biological process (GO): gibberellin biosynthetic process; unidimensional cell growth; flower development
Molecular function (GO): gibberellin 20-oxidase activity
Source: RefSeq, a predicted model, not a curated record